CAGGUCAGGUGUGUGUUUUUUGUUUGUGUUGGUGUUUGUGAGUCAGAGUGAGGUGACUGCAAACAGAGAUGAAACGAGAGAGCAGAGAGAACACAGAGAGAGAAGGGAGAUUCUUUGUCUGUCAAGCUGAUUGUUGUUAAUGACAGAAAGAAUGAGGAAACUUUGCCUCUUUUUCCUUGUUUUUGUUCUCUGUUUGAGAGGUACUCUCCAGAAAACAGGCUCUGUCAUUGCAGUGCCAAGAACAUUUCUCGGGGAGUCAGUAAUUCCAAUCUUGUUUGUCCUUAAUGGGACACAGGCUCCCAAUACAUCUCAAUCCCCUCCAGCACUGCAGUCCCUAAGCAACAGCACAGUGAGGUUCCUCGACGGGCCCCUGAGCACCCGGGUCAUCCCCAUCAUUUACACGUUGGUCAUCAUUGUCGGGAUCCCGGCCAAUGUCGCCAUCUUGGGCAUGCUGGCCACCAAAAUCAGGAAGGUGUCCUCUGCCAUACUCUACUUCAGCCUGGCCGUCUCCGACAUCUUCCUCCUGUUCUCCCUCCUCUUCAAGGCUCACUACCAUUUCCAUGGAAACCACUGGGUGCUCGGGGAGGCUGCGUGUCGGGUGGUCACGGCCUGUUUCUAUGGCAACCUCUACUGCUCGGCUCAGACGUUGGCCUGCAUCAGCAUCAAGCGCUACCUGGCCGUGGUGCACCCGUUCAUGUACAAAAGCCUCCCUAAAAGGGCGGGCACUGCGUGGGUCACCGUGGCAGUGUGGGGGGUGUUCGGGGCCGCCGAGGAUAGUUAUUAUUUUUCUUCACCUCUUUACGACAGUAAGUCUUGUAGAAUUGUUCCUAUUUUUGAGUUGAACUCUUCAUGUGAUGCUCAUUAAUACUUGAAAUGUCUGACAAGUAACAACAUGAAACAAACAACCUGAUCUAAUAGGCCUACGUGGUGGAAACACCGAAUCUGCUAAAUUACUUGUCGGCACCACGGAAACAAUCCUAAUGUUAAGUGAAUUAGGAUCCUGAUUAAAACCCACAACAACAGAGAAGAUGGUCAUAACAAGACCCAGUGGUCUAGUUUAUAAACACAAAAUAACAACGAUAACAAUAUAAACUUUAUUUUGAAAUGAAAAGAAACCACUGUCCGACAACAAUAAAAAAUAAACAAGUAAAAAUAAUAAUUGUGACGCUAAAGGGCUUCCCAGUGCGUUUGAAAGUAAGGCCAAUAAGGGAUCUUAACUGACAACUCCGAGACCGGAAAUACUGUUUUCAGGCUGUGAGAGUUGACGAUAACGUGACAUGGACGGUUGUCACUGGAAAUGAAUGGGAGAGCGUUUGCUUGUCACAUCCGGGUAUUUCUCCACUUGUGGGCCGUGUUAACAAUAGCAUGUAACUCUCACGUUUUGAGGGGUCGAAACGUCUCAUCUUCACUUGCCGUGAUACUGGGUUGUAAUAAAGACGAUAUAGAGAGAGCAUAAUGUAUUAAAUGCAACGCAGUCUCGCAUCAUAUGCUUCAGCAGAGAACGGGCCAUAGUCGUUGAAUUUCAACGCAACGGGAAGCAUUCCCUCGCAAUCUCAAGUCGUCUACUAAUGACGUUUAGGGAGCUCUAUAGAAGUCUAUGGGACUACCCUGCAAGUUGGAAAUAGACAAUAAGGGCUUGCCAUACCAAUUUCGCUUGAAUUCCUCUUGCUACAGCCAAACGAAAUGUAAUUUUUCUGCAACUUAGAACAUCUCUGUAUAUUCAGAGAUGUUUUCAAGUAUUUAUUCAUAAAUGCUUUGUUUAUCUUAUCUUUGAAUAAUUAACCUCCCUCCACCAAUUAUAUAUUCCUGCCCAGCCUGUAACAGGAUGUAGAAUGAUGCACACAAACCACCAGCACAUACACUUGUCUAAUUAACAUACAGUUAAAAUAUAUAUAACUUGGAAAUAACGUGACUUCUCCUAAUCGAAAUAUAUAUAAAGUCUGUGGCUUGAAUCUAAAUGAGAAGAAGGAAUCCUUAAUCGUCCCACGGAGGGGAAAUUGACAUUCUGUAUGUCAAUUUCAGUAUGUCCAGAACUCAGCUGCCAGGGUGUUAACGCACACCAAGCCCUGGCAGCACAUCACCCCCAUCCUCAAGAAACUCCAUUGGCUGCCAAUCAAACAAAGGAUCUGCUACAAAAUCCUCAUCCUCAUCUACAAAUCACUUCACUCAUUGGCACCCCAGUACAUCACCGACCUCCUCCAGCCGUACUCCCAGUCACGGUCCCUGCGCUCCACCAGCAAGGACUUACUCUCCACUCCUCGCACCAGACUCAGAACCUAUGGCGAUAGGGCUUUCUGUGUACUUGCCCCUACCCUCUGGAACACUCUGCCCCCUCAUAUCCGUUCUGCCACGUCUCUUACACCGUUCCAAAAGCACCUCAAAACACACCUCUUCUCUCUUGCCUAUCCUCCCUAACUACCUCCCUCCUCCCACUUUGUGAAGCGACCUUGGGUAUUAUGAAAGGCGCUAUAUAAAUUCAAGUCAUUAUUAUUAUUAUUAUUAUUAUUAUU
This is a messenger RNA of Eleginops maclovinus (Patagonian blennie), 2510 nucleotides long. Its product is annotated as proteinase-activated receptor 3-like. The transcript has 3 exons. Gene Ontology annotation, molecular function: thrombin-activated receptor activity. Gene Ontology annotation, biological process: positive regulation of Rho protein signal transduction; phospholipase C-activating G protein-coupled receptor signaling pathway; thrombin-activated receptor signaling pathway. The record is from RefSeq and is a predicted model, not a curated record. Lineage: Eukaryota; Metazoa; Chordata; Actinopteri; Perciformes; Eleginopidae. The coding region runs from base 140 to 865 and encodes 241 amino acids. Gene Ontology annotation, cellular component: plasma membrane.